AUGGCUGCUGCCCCUGAAGUGCACCAUCUCUUCCACCACCCAAUUACCGACCACUCUUUCUCCGCUGAUAAGCAGACACUGGCUGUAGCCAAAGAUAAUGUCGUGGACCUAUACCAGAAAUCAGGUCCCAAAUAUACCCUGAGCGAUGAGCUCAAAGGCCACGAUAAAACUGUGACAGGAGUGGAUAUUGCCCCUAGAAGUGGCAAAAUUGUGACUUGCUCCCAGGAUAUUUAUUUUCAAGAUCGCAAUGCGUACGUUUGGGAACGCACUCCUGCCGGAUGGAAACCAACACUUGUGCUUCUCCGUAUUAACCGUGCCGCAACAUUUGUUCGCUGGUCGCCCUCCGAGCAGAAGUUCGCUGUGGGCUCUGGUGCGCGCGCGAUCGCCGUCUGUUACUUUGAGGAGGAGAACGAUUGGUGGAUCUCCAAACACUUAAAGAAGCCCAUUAGAAGUACCAUCACAACUCUGGCCUGGCAUCCCAACUCAGUACUACUUGCUGCCGGGUCUACGGAUUCACACGCAAGAGUGUUUUCCAGCUUCAUCAAAGGCAUCGAAGAGCGCCCAGAACCGAGCGCCUGGGGAGAGCGACUACCAUUCAAUACUGUUUGCGGUGAAUUUCUAAAUGAUUCUGCUGGAUGGAUUCACGGAUGUGCCUUUUCGCCCAGUGGUAAUUCUUUAGCGUUCACUGCCCAUGAUAGUAGUGUCACUAUCGUCUAUCCGAAUGCACCAGACCAGCCUCCCAGGGCAAUGUUGAAUAUCAGCACUAGGUUACUGCCAUUUAUGAGUUUGAUAUGGAAUGGAGAGAAUGAGCUUAUUGCUGCUGGACAUGACUCCGAGGCAUACCGCCUUAGUGGGGAUGAAUCUGGUUGGCAAUUGCUGGGACCAGUGGAUGCAAAAGCACGGGCGGGGGCUGACAGCGUCCGUGAAGAGAGUGCUCUAAACAAAUUCCGCCAAAUGGAUAUCAAAGGAAGUACGAAGAAUGACACUCAACUCCAGACUGUACAUCAAAAUACGAUCAGCACUGUUAGAGUCUAUGAAGAAACUGGAGGCAAAGUUCGCAAAUUUAGCACAAGCGGCGUGGACGGCAGAAUCGUUGUAUGGAGCGUGUGA
Molecule: messenger RNA, 1110 nt
Organism: Histoplasma mississippiense
Lineage: Eukaryota; Fungi; Ascomycota; Eurotiomycetes; Onygenales; Ajellomycetaceae
Exons: 4
Coding region: 1-1110 (369 amino acids)
Biological process (GO): Arp2/3 complex-mediated actin nucleation
Cellular component (GO): Arp2/3 protein complex; actin cytoskeleton
Molecular function (GO): actin filament binding
Source: RefSeq, a predicted model, not a curated record